UCUCUAGCCUCCUUCGCGCUCUCUCCCAACUGUCUUCUAGGCCUCUCCAUUGCCGUCGUCACCUUCACCCAAAUCGUUGCCUCUGCAUCUCCAUCGCUUCUCUCUCUCUCGGCCUUAAAAUUCAGAAACUAAGCGUUAAACCCAUUUUCGUUAACAUCCCCAAAUUUUCUUUUUCUAGGCAAACUACGGACCGCAAUCGGUAUAUAAAAAGCUAAACAGAAGAAGAGGGAAGAAACCACAAAUAUCACCCAAACCAAUAGUUCUUUCCCAAACUAACCCCACCCUGCCUCUCUAUCCUCCACUCUACCACCCAUCUAGUUAUUACCUGUGCAAGACGAAGCUUGAAGCGGAAGCGGGAGCGGGAGCGGGAGCGGGAGCGGGAGCCAGAAUCCGAAGACCAAAACGAGACUUGCAAGCUUCUCGUCGUCGAAGACCCAAAGAAAGAAGCUCCUUGUUGCGUGUGAGUAACUAAAAAACUGGAUCCAAUAGAGCUAUAUAACAAGAUGAAUUCAAAACCCUGUCACAGCUGGGAGAAAGAAUGAGAAUCGUAGGACUAACCGGUGGAAUCUCUUCGGGAAAGAGUACCGUCUCCAAUCUAUUCAAGUCCCAUGGCAUCCCCGUUGUCGAUGCCGACGUCAUCGCUCGUGAUGUGUUAAAGAAAGGCACCGGUGGCUGGAAAAAGGUUGUUGCAGCAUUUGGAGAGGACAUUUUACAAGCGGAUGGAGAAGUCAAUAGGCCUAGAUUGGGCCAAAUUGUGUUCACUGAUCCUGAAAAGUGCCAACUUCUUAAUCGGAUAUUGGCUUCUUAUAUAUCCUCUGGCAUCUUCUGGGAAAUUGUGAAGUUAUGGAGGAAAGAGUUUAAGGUUAUUGUUCUUGAUGUCCCUUUGUUGUUCGAGACCAAGAUGGACAAAUGGACAAAGCCCAUUAUAGUUGUGUGGGUUGACCCUGAAACACAACUUAGACGACUCAUGGCAAGAGACAGAACAAGCGAGGAGGAUGCUGGAAACCGGAUUAAUGCUCAGAUGUCUCUGGAUUUAAAAAGGACGAAGGCAGACAUAGUGAUUGACAAUACAGGAUCAUUAGAGGACUUGAAUGAACAGUUUAAGAAGGUAUUUUUUGAGGUCACAAAGCCCUUGACAUGGACUGAGUUUGGGCUUUCCCGGCGGGGAGCAUUAUCGGUUCUUGUUUCGUCAUUAUAGGUGUUCUUAUUUGCCGGAAAAAUCGCUGGUGAUAAUGGUUUUGAGCCAUUAUGAUAACUUUCCCAAACUUCAUGUACUUGAUUAAGAUUUAAGAUUUGUCAGUGAAUCUCAUUUAAACCAAUAUUUGCCUUGCACCAUUUUUUUUUU
Alnus glutinosa is the source of this 1345-nucleotide messenger RNA. RefSeq names its product dephospho-CoA kinase-like. Gene Ontology annotation, biological process: coenzyme A biosynthetic process. The record is from RefSeq and is a predicted model, not a curated record. The transcript has 4 exons. Bases 539 to 1198 code for a protein of 219 amino acids. Gene Ontology annotation, molecular function: ATP binding; dephospho-CoA kinase activity. NCBI's taxonomy places the organism in Eukaryota, Viridiplantae, Streptophyta, Magnoliopsida, Fagales, Betulaceae.